Xiphias gladius (swordfish) is the source of this 3488-nucleotide messenger RNA. It is a transcript of the gene ccny, whose product is annotated as cyclin Y. Gene Ontology annotation, biological process: regulation of cyclin-dependent protein serine/threonine kinase activity; regulation of canonical Wnt signaling pathway. Lineage: Eukaryota; Metazoa; Chordata; Actinopteri; Istiophoriformes; Xiphiidae. The coding region runs from base 519 to 1544 and encodes 341 amino acids. The record is from RefSeq and is a predicted model, not a curated record. The transcript has 10 exons. Gene Ontology annotation, cellular component: cytoplasmic cyclin-dependent protein kinase holoenzyme complex; plasma membrane. Gene Ontology annotation, molecular function: protein kinase binding; cyclin-dependent protein serine/threonine kinase activator activity.
GCAGCAUUGGCAGUAGUAGUCCACAAUACAUCGGCAACCAUGUAGCGCUGAGAGCACAAAUAUCUUCUCCCGACUAACGAGAGCAUCACGUCCUCGUAUUCCGUCAUGUCGCCGUAAAGUAAGAGUGUGUCAAAAUGUGUUCGUGAGGAUAAGUGGACUCGCGGACGGGAAUUACAAGGCGAGGGAGUCGACAGUGAAACCGAAGUCGGUUAUAUAGAGGCGCUAUCUGCCCUCGCCUGGAGGUUCGCAGGGGGGCGGCGGGCUACUCUCGACUUAUUAGCCUACCUCGAGCUUUUCAGCUUACUAAAUGACUCCACCUGUCCAGCUAACCGCACCGUAGAGCCGAGAGCAGGGCAUGUACCGCUAACGGAUACCGGGGCCAGCUUGUGGUUCGCACCAGCCCCGUCCCUCCGCGUCACCGCCCCGUUUUUUCUCGCCCGUCGUAGCGCCAACAGCGCAGCCAGAGGGCUGACGAUACACCGUCGGGCAGGGACUAGUCGCCGGAACCCGCUGAAGCCAUGGGGAAUACGACCUCCUGCUGCGUGUCGUCGAGCCCCAAGCACCGGAGGAACAACCACUCCAGGCUGGAGACGUACCGCCCGGACCCGGAGCUGAGUCGCGAGGACACGGGCUGCAACCUCCAGCACAUCAGCGACAGAGAAAAUCUCGACGAUCUGCCCAUGGAAUAUAAUCCCUCUGAUCAUCCCCGGGCCAGUACCAUCUUCCUCAGCAAGUCACAAACCGAUGUUCGAGAAAAACGGAAGAGCCUUUACAUCAACCAUCAUCAUCCUGGUCCAGUGAGACGGAAGUACAGCUCAUGUUCCACCAUAUUCCUUGAUGACAGCACUGUCAGUCAGCCCAACCUCAAAUACACCAUCAAAUGUGUGGCCCUCGCAAUAUACUACCACAUAAAGAACAGAGAUGUCGACGGAAGAAUGCUGUUAGACAUUUUCGAUGAGAAACUACAUCCGCUCUCCAAGUCCGAGGUUCCUGCUGAUUAUGACAAACACGACCCUGAGCAGAAGCAGAUCUACCGCUUCGUCAGGACGCUGUUCAGUGCCGCACAGCUCACCGCUGAGUGUGCAAUUGUCACACUGGUGUAUUUGGAGAGGCUCCUGACCUACGCUGAGAUCGACAUUUGUCCUGCCAACUGGAAGCGCAUCGUGUUAGGAGCCAUCCUCCUGGCAUCCAAGGUGUGGGACGACCAGGCUGUCUGGAACGUUGACUACUGCCAAAUUCUCAAGGAUAUCACUGUGGAGGACAUGAAUGAGCUGGAGCGUCAGUUCCUGGAGCUGCUGCAGUUCAACAUCAACGUGCCGUCCAGCGUCUACGCCAAGUAUUAUUUCGACCUGCGCUCCCUGGCCGAGGCCAACAACCUCAGUCUUCCCCUGGAACCCCUCAGCAGGGACAAGGCCCAGAAACUAGAGGCCAUCUCACGGUUGUGUGACGACAAAUACAAGGACUUGAGGAAGCUAGCCAAGAAGCGGUCAGUGAGCGCAGACAACCUGAUGGUGGUGCGGUGGUGUCCAGCCAUCAUUUCCUAACACUGGCUGCUGGCAGCACGCAGCAGAGGAAUAGAUAGACCUGUCAGAUAUACUGUGUCUCUGCCUGGUAAGCAGGCAAACCAGGUGGGCAGCAGUCCUGUGGAUCAGUGGGUCUGUCUGGAAUGCACACACACACACACCCACGCACACACACACACACACAGACACACACACACACACACACACGCACACACAGUUACCCAAUCUGGCACUUUUACAAGUGUGAUUGUACCUUCUCUGUGUUGUUGUACAUAAAAGAAGUCCCACUGGCUGCCUGCACUGAACCAAACAAGGCUGAGCUGAACCAAACUGAAGUUUGUGAGUGAACGUUGUUGGGACGAAGACCGUGACUGCAGAAGAAGAGGCCAAAUGGAAAUACAGCUGGCAAAAUAAGAGACUGUGUGAAGUCUGGAAAAGCAAAUGGGAACAAGUUUAAUGUGAAAUACAACUCAUGACUGAGGCAACGGCGUUCCAUAAUUCCCUUAGAGGCUCAAGCGGCUUGUACGGUUGUUCGACGGAGGCCAUGUACAUUCCUUUAACUUUAACCCUCUGGCUCAGUCUGUUUCCUAGCUGAAGCAUGACAUCGUUUCUGACAGCUUACAGGCACGUCUAAAAUUUCCUCCGUUUAUUUCAGUGUUUUGUCGUUCUUUAUCUGUUUGUUUGCAUUCCCAUCCAGCAGAAACCUCGAGCAUAUACAACGGAGACGCAUGUACAUUCCACUGUUAACUUUAGUGUGCAUUCAAUCAAUUUGACUGGACUACAUAUCAUCGGCCCUCCUUGACAAAAUAUUCCAUUAUUCCAUCGGGAGUUCUCGUGCAGAGAGCUAACAAUGAAGAAGCAAUUCGGUGUUUAGGUCAAGGCCGCUUUGACUGCACCUGGGAAUUCCUCCUGUACAAAUCCAGUUACAGAAUGUUGUGUCUUACAGCAAGGCCGUCCGGCCACCACUCAGAUACAGCUCCUCACUUAAAGCAAUAUUCCUGCAUCACUUUGUUGUUGACAUUAAAUACAAUAAAGUACGUGUACUUGGGAGAAGACUGACUGGAAGAUGGGGGUCCACCACUCUGAGACAGAUGCGAGACAUAUUGUAGAGCUUCUGUUGUACUUUAUUCACUGCCAUUGUCCUGACCUGUGGUGCCUGUAAUAAGCUAGUUCAACACUUCUCUCCUUUCUACUGGAGAAAAAAGAACAAAUAACUGAAGUAUUUUUUCUUUGACAUUUUGUAUGGUUCUUCCAGCUUAGCAAACAGCACAAAUGGAAUAUCGACAUUUGGAAGCCACUAAAAGUAUGAUUCUUCAGGGUCGUUAUUGUCGAUGUCGCGCUGCAGAGGACCUAAAAGAAUGAAAAUUCAGCAAGCGAUGAUUCAGACGCCGCUUACAAAAAGACAGAUUGUAAACAUUUUGCUGAAUUGUCUCUGUACAGUGUAAAUACAGCGCCAGUGUGCAAAUCUGUAGACUGAAGUCGUACUGUAAAAAAAAAAGGACACGAAGAAAAGAAAAACACCAGAAUGAUGUUAGAAUAUUUAUAUUGGAUCGGUUUGUACUGUACACGAGGGGCAGAGUAUUAAGAUUUAAAUGGGAGACACCACUGAAGAUUUUUUGAUUUGAUGUUUUCGCACUGCAGAGAAUGCCAAUUUUCAUGUGUGACAGAAGUUUAUGGAAUAUAGAUAAUACAAGACAGAUUUUUUUAGCCCCACUCUGUGGAAACAUGGACAGAUUCAUAUGUUUUUGAUUAAGUACUCGUUCCUUCGGAGCCCUGAAACUGACAAAACGUAGUACAAGUUUUUAGUGUUGUUAGUUAAAUACUUAAACUAGAGCAAAGAGAAAUAGAAAGCUCUUCAUUUUUUCAACAUCUAACAUAACAUUUAACAACUACUUAGCUGGUUAAAAAAAAAAAGCAAAAAGCUUUUUAUUCUUCUUCUUUAAGACAAAUCAGCCAAUUUAAAAA